Lathyrus sativus (Indian pea) is the source of this 270-nucleotide messenger RNA. The record is from the annotation of a GenBank genome assembly. Lineage: Eukaryota; Viridiplantae; Streptophyta; Magnoliopsida; Fabales; Fabaceae.
AUGCUGUCAAAGAAUGAGUCAAUGGCCUAUAGGAAAGAAUUGCUCUGGUGGAGGAACGUGAUAGAGAUAGGUGAUUCAAUGGAGGAAGAGGGAUUUGUUUCACAGAUUACUUGUAAAUUAGGAGAUGAUUCACUUGUGUCUUUCUGGAACACUCGUUGGCUUGGUUCAUCUUUGUUGAGGAGGCUCUUCCCUGAUCUCUUUGAAGCUUCUAAGAAGAAAUACGGUGUUGUCAUGGAUAUGGGAGGGUGGGUUGAUGAUGUGUGGCAAUAG